AUGGCUACUCCCGACGUGGCAAACCCGGUAGCCCCCACCAUUGGCGAACGGGUGGAGCCGUUCCAGGACAGCAAGAAGGUCCAGCAGCACAAUGUGAACACGACUUUGUACUACUACAACGAAGAAGAAGGCGGCAACCCCCCUGCUCCGGCAUAUGUUGGCCGCCCCGAGACUGCCAUCGACCGGCCGGUAGUCCCAGUGAACGUGGUGGUGACGGAUAUAACAGGCAGCGAAGACAAGUAUGCGCUUGACAGCCAUGGCUUCCAAAUCUACCGCCACGAGAGCAAGGAAAAGGAGUUUGUCGACGACGACAAGAUCAAAGCCGAGUAUUACGCCGAGACGGAGCAGCUUUUGAAGAACGCAACGGGCGCCUCAAGGAUCUUCAUCUUUGAUCACACCAUCCGGCGCCAACCCAAGGACUCGAGACCUGCCGAACCCUCGGCCCGCAACAUCCUCCGGGGACCUGUUCGUCGCGUCCAUAUCGACCAAUCAUACACGGCGUCCAUCAGCCGCGUGGCCCAUCACCUGCCCGACGAGGCCGAGGAGCUGCUGCAGAAGCGCUUCCAGAUCAUCAACGUGUGGCGUCCGAUCAAGACAAUCCUCAAAGACCCGCUCGGAGUCGCCGAUGCACACUCGGUGCCCGAGUCGGAUCUCCUCGGCGCUGCCCUCAUCUAUCCCAACCGCAACGGAGAAACGUUCGUUGUCAAGCCAAACCCGGCCCAUCGCUGGUAUUUCAAGUACGCCCAGCGGCCCGACGAGGUGACGUUGAUCAAGUGCUUCGACACCCUUGACCAGCCGGGCGUCGCCCGCCGUAUCCCGCACUCGGCCUUCACUGACCCCGCCGAGGAGGACAAGUAUCCUCGCGAGAGCAUCGAGGUGCGAGCGUUAGUCUUUUACGACUAA
This is a messenger RNA of Lasiosphaeria miniovina, 903 nucleotides long. RefSeq lists its product as uncharacterized. Gene Ontology annotation, molecular function: oxidoreductase activity. NCBI's taxonomy places the organism in Eukaryota, Fungi, Ascomycota, Sordariomycetes, Sordariales, Lasiosphaeriaceae. The transcript has 4 exons. The record is from RefSeq and is a predicted model, not a curated record. The coding region runs from base 1 to 903 and encodes 300 amino acids.